AUGACAUUGAAUACGACAAAAUCACAUGAACGUAUUUCCAUCAAACAUUCAACGAUUGAUCCUGUUUACUUACUAUCUGAUAUUGCCGAAAAAAAACACAAUAAUAAAUCAUUGUUUGGUACUUCCGACUUCGUCAAUUUUCAAAUAUCUAGAAUAGACAAUGAUUCAGCACGAGAUUCUCUGAAUGAUCGACAUGACGAUUCGAAAGGCGAUAUUACUCCAGGACCAGGUGCUUACGUGCCAGAAAAUACAAUGAGAGCGGCAUAUAAGUCAUCGCCUGCUUAUUCAUUUGGCUUACGAUACAAGUAUCCUGAACUCUCCGAAUCACUUGGCCCUGCUAUUUCCCAAACCCACGUCAUUUGGCCAAACCACAGAAACCGUUCUAUUCUCUGGCUUCCCGGUGUUACAUAA
Molecule: messenger RNA, 411 nt
Organism: Rotaria socialis
Lineage: Eukaryota; Metazoa; Rotifera; Eurotatoria; Philodinida; Philodinidae
Source: the annotation of a GenBank genome assembly